UGUAAUGGCUGCAGUAACUGUAACUGUUGCUGUGUUUGGCUGUGGCCGGAUGGGUAAACUACACCUGACCACCCUGGCUUCGCUGAGGGGGGUGAGGGUGAAGUGGGUGGUAGAUGAAGCCGGUGUUCACCCUCAAGUACAGCAGGUGCUUGUUUCCCUCAGACUGCCGACCACAGACAUUGCUGACAUCACGGACAUCAACACAGUGUUAGAAGACAAGGAGGUGACAGCUGUCGUGAUCUGUACACCUGCCUCAACCCACGAGAACCUGAUACAGGCUGCACUGAACACAGGGAAGCAUGUGUUCUGUGAGAAGCCCAUCGGCCUGAGCUGUGAGAGCGCCACGUCCAGCUACCGCCUCGCGAGGGAGAAGCGCCUCACACUGUACUGUGGCUUCCAGAGACGAAAGGAUGCAGACUUUAGUGAAGUGUACUCCAAGAUCAGGCAGGGGGUCAUCGGCAAACUCCGCAUCCUCAAGCUCACAUCACGAGAUGGCCCUUCCCACAAUACAUCAGCCUUCCUCCAACAUUCAGGUGGAAUAUUUCUGGACAGCUGUGUUCAUGACUUGGACGCUGCAUGCUGGCUGGCUGGGGAACGCCCCCUGUCUUUAGUUGCGUACGGCCACGCCCAUGAAGAGAUGUUUGCUGAGUGCCAGGAUGUAGACAUGACUUCCAUCAUGAUCAAGUUCCCCAGCGGCGCCAUAGCAACCAUAGACAACUCUCGGAUAGGAGCAGAGUAUGGAUACGACCAGAGGCUAGAGGUGCUGGGUUCUUCAGGGAUGUUGAAGAUUGAGAAUCCUCGGACAAGCAGCGUUCAACAGUGGUGCGACGUAGGGACUGUGCUGGCGCCAAUGGUUCACGACGGAAUACAGCGAUACCUUGCAGCGUACAAGAGUGAGAUGUCCCACUUCACUGACAUUGUGAAAGGUGAGAGCGAGUGUGACAUGACAGCCGAGAGUGUCAUCACCGUCAGCCAGAUGGUGGAGCUGUGCCAGGAGUCGCUCCGGACCGGGCAUUCACUGCCUCUGCCACAGCUCCAAAUAUAGGCUCCACAGAUAUACUCCCAAAAUAGUCCAUGAGCCAUAGCUCCAAAUAUAGGCUCCACAGAUAUACUCCCAAAAUAGUCCAUGAGCCAUAGCUCCAAAUAUAGGCUCCACAGAUAUACUCCCUAAAUAGUCCAUGAGCCACAGUUCCAAAUAUAGGCUCCACAGAUAUACUCCCAAAAUAGUCCAUUAGCCAUAGCUCCAAAUAUAGGCUCCACAGAUAUACUCCCAAAAUAGUCCAUGAGCCAUAGCUCCAAAUAUAGGCUCCACAGUUACUCCC
Molecule: messenger RNA, 1322 nt
Organism: Haliotis rufescens (red abalone)
Lineage: Eukaryota; Metazoa; Mollusca; Gastropoda; Lepetellida; Haliotidae
Exons: 7
Coding region: 5-1045 (346 amino acids)
Biological process (GO): NADPH regeneration
Cellular component (GO): cytoplasm
Molecular function (GO): nucleotide binding; oxidoreductase activity
Source: RefSeq, a predicted model, not a curated record